GGAAGGUGGCAACAUUGUUAUUAACUAGACAGUCAAACAAACAAAUUCCAUUAACUUUUAUUAAAAUUUUCAAACUUUUGAAGAAUAUCAUGUCUUUACAUAUUCCCAAUUGAUGCAAGCAAGCUAAAGAUAUAUCGACUUUAUUCACGCAAUUGACUUGCCGUUUUUAGUAAAGAAUCGAUCGAUUGGGCGAGGCUUGUGCACAAUGGAUUCCUUGGAGGAGCAAUUAAGGCAGCUAACAAUAUUGAACAGCAGGACGAAGGAUGACGAAGGAUAUGUGAGAACCGGAAAGGUAGCAGCUCUGGUGGAGAACUUGCAGCAGAAAGUGUCCGCUGAACAGUGCAAUGUUCAUGGCAAGUCCAAAGUGGCACCGACAAUUCCCCCAAAACCUUUUCGAAAAUCAAUGGAAAUGCCUCAGGUGCCACUCAGCAAACUGGUUACAGAUACUCGAGAGCCAUUAUAUUCGCAACCUCUGCAUAGUUUAGAAUUGGGAGCCAUUAAAGAUACGAAAACUGUAAGCGAAUUCAGACCCGGAUCAGGAUCGAUGCUUUUUCGUAAGCAGCCAACUUACGCAACUCAAAGUGCUGAGAAAUCAGCGACCUUGGAUAAUCCGGCUGUAUUGGAACAGCAAUUGGAAGCAUUGGCAUAUCAUAAACUGCAGAUGGAAAAGAGAGGUCUUUUGGGGUUAAAGGGUCAUGCAACUGAACAACAUUCAACGGUCCCAAGCAUUCCAAAACUAUCCUCAACAUCUCUCAGUGCACGUAAUUUAACAAGCAGCCAAAAUGCUUCAGCUUACAGCAAUCUGAGAACAUGUCCAGAUAAUACAAAGCCUGAAUAUAUGCAUUUAUCUACACGCUCCGAAAAUAAUGCUAGUAUACUAUAUUCAAAUAUACAACAAACCGUUACACAAAAAAAUUUAAAGCCAAUUUCAAGCAUGGAGCCGUUGCCUGGGCAACUUUCAAUUUGUACAAGCUCCUUCAUAAAAAAGGACUUUGAUGAUGAACUACCGCCACCACCAAGUCCGGUGAGCUCUUCUUAUAGCGAGCUUCGGCGAGCAAGUGAUAUCUUCAACAAGGCCGUAGUAAAUCCACAGGAAAAUAAUGUAAUUCAUGGGCAAUUGCCCAUGCCCGUAGUUUCACACGGAAAUUAUGCCAACCAUUAUGUGCAGAACACAACUCCCAAGUACUAUCAAGGCAAAUCCUGCGCGGACUAUUAUGGCUAUGGUGGACUAUCUCAGACCUCUUCAACGUAUGAUUCGAUAUAUGAGCCCAUUAAUCCCCGUCCGCCUAACGAUAACACAUUACGAACUAAUUAUAAUAUGUAUGCGAAUAUCAAUCAAAGCAAUAUACCGAUCAAUUCCACAAAUACUGAAAAUACAUCAAUGUACUGCAGUGGAGGAAUCGCUACUGACGAAAGUAUUGAUCCAAAUUAUUCGAAAAGGGAUACAGAUACAAUUGACGACAGUCAAAGCAAUUAUCACUUAACACCAAUUGAUUCAACGAAUGAAGUUGAGAGCUAUGGACGUUGUUAUAAAUGCGGCGAACGCGUUUUAGGCGAGAACAGCGGUUGUACGGCAAUGGAUCAAAUUUAUCACAUUUCGUGUUUUACUUGCACCGAAUGCCAAAUAAAUCUGCAGGGAAAACCAUUUUAUGCACUGGAGGGUAAUCCCUUUUGUGAAUAUGAUUACCUACAGACCUUGGAGAAGUGUUCCGUUUGCCUCAAGCCAAUUCUGGAGCGGAUUCUGAGGGCGACGGGCAAACCGUAUCAUCCACAAUGUUUUACGUGUGUUGUGUGUGGAAAUAGUUUAGAUGCAAUUCCAUUUACAGUUGAUGCCACUAAUCAAAAUUACUGUAUUGCUGAUUUUCACAAAAAAUUUGCACCCCGAUGCUGUGUAUGUAAGGAGCCGAUUUUGCCGGAACCUGGUCAAGAGGAAACUGUGCGCGUAGUCGCCCUAGAUCGAAGCUUUCACUUGGAAUGCUAUAAAUGCGAGGACUGUGGCCUCUUAUUAUCCUCGGAAGCUGAUGGACGAGGAUGCUAUCCUCUAGAUGAUCAUGUUUUGUGUAAAAGCUGCAAUGCUCGCCGUGUACAAGUUUUGACAAAUCGCAUGACCUAAGACUCUGGAGAUAGAACAGCUUCUUAUUGAUUAAAUUAACUAAAAUUCUCAUAACUAUUAUUUUCACUUUAAUAUAUCAUAUGCAUUCCAGUCAAAUGUGUUACUCAACUCAUAUAGUUAAAUAGGUAGUCCGUAAAUAUCCAUUCAUAAAUUAAAUCAUAUUAACGCACGGCCGUUAAAUCAUAUACUUAAA
Molecule: messenger RNA, 2306 nt
Organism: Drosophila innubila
Lineage: Eukaryota; Metazoa; Arthropoda; Insecta; Diptera; Drosophilidae
Product: lipoma-preferred partner homolog
Exons: 9
Coding region: 206-2113 (635 amino acids)
Biological process (GO): cell-cell adhesion
Cellular component (GO): focal adhesion; stress fiber
Source: RefSeq, a predicted model, not a curated record